UGCAAAUGUAUACGGUUAGAGUUAUAGGCCAUUGCACUGUGCAUAUUUGCAUGUGUACUCUUUCUAACCUGAGCUAUAGAAAUACAAAUGCAAAUGUGUAAAGUGAUUUUGUAUGUAUUUGCACUGGACAUAGUUUCAGCUCAAGAACGACAGUCUUGGUCUCUUCGGAGACAUCCGAUAAAAAAGGAGGACAGUCUUCAAUAUGUGGAUUGUGGACCAAAGGAGGAAAACGUUGUGACCGGUGAGUGGUGACUUUUGCGAAAAGCAAAUGGCGGGAGAGUUAUACUCUUAAGUUUUAAUAAAGCAUUUCAGCAUUUGCACACACACAGUAGCCAAGCAGUUCCAGUUCAUACUCGCCAGGAAUUUAGUUCAAAGUCUUCAAGAGAGGGAUAGAUACUGAGGAAAUGGAGGGAGAUGGGAUUUUAGUUGGACAGAUCCUUCCUGCCUUGCGCAUUCGUCUCCCGUCUACGACCACUGAGGUCUGGUCUUAUCAUCCCAGCCUCGUUAAAUUAUUUCUCUCUCACACCUUCUAUCGAAUAGCUUAAGAAUGUAUUAUUUAUGGUCUCUCAUUGAAUGUCUAUUGGAUUAAUUUCGAUUCAUGGAGGUUGACGAUUGUAAUAAGAGGGGAAGAGGGGAUAUGGUUCUUCGUCCCUCUCAUUCUUUUCACAAGAAACAGAGAAUCGUUGCAAAUGCGGGCUUUUGCUAUUUGAAAUCCUUUGAUGUUUCUCCAAUUUUAUCGAGCACAAGUUUUAUUUAUAAUUCAAUUUGUCUAAGGUCGGAUUGGCUUUAUACCAUUGGUCGGAAUAAUCGAUGCUGUGAAAUUGUGUUUGAGGAUGCUCGAAUAAGCAAGCGGCAUUGCCAGAUUUUCUUUGAUGGGUUGCUGCAAAAGAUUUUUAUUGUGGACGGUUUCUUCAUGCCUUGUAGUCGUGAUUUGGAUGAUAUAAGGAGAAGAUUUCGAUGUUGUCUUGAAGGGAGAGAGACAAAGGAGGGGUUUAGUGUUAGGGGUUCUUUAAAUGGGGUUUUCGUUAAUGGCUUUAGGCUUGGCAAAGGAUCUGUCAUGGAGUUAUCUGUUGGGGAUGAAGUUUCCUUUGCUUGUAGAAACGAAUUCAAUUGCAGUCCGGGAAUUAGGAUUCGUUUUGUCGUUGAAAGGGUUAUUUUCACAGAGGAGGUUCCCAGGUUAAAUGGGAUUACAGUAGAUAGGCAGUUAAUUGGGGAAGCAGAAACUAUUGCAGGAUGUUCUGUGGGACAAGCAGUACAUGGAGAAGGAAGCGAAAAUGUACUUGGUUUAGGGGAAAAUGAUGUAAGCAAGCACUUAGCUCUUUGUAGAUCAGGAUAUGAUGACGUUACUGGCAGAGCUGUUUUUCUUUUAAGUCAAUGUAGGCAGAUGUUAGACAGUCUGGAUCCCAUAAAUUACAUUCAAGGUUCUGUGUUUUUGAAUAGUAUACAUAAAAAUGGGAAUCAGGCUAUCAGUAGAGAAAAAAAAUCUCAAGGUGUGACUUCAAAUGACAUUGUGAAAGUUAAAUUGGUGAAAAAUGGUAGGCCUGGUUUUGUGCGUGAACCAAGUCCUUGUUGUGUCUUGGAUGCUGGAAGGCUUAGUGUGGUGAAGAGGAGCUUAGUUGGGGAGGCUGUGUUUGCUUCAGAAACAAACCCCUCUCCUGCAUCUAACUGUGCUUUCGAUGACAAAGAGAAACAUGCUAAUGAAACUUCUGUUGUAAAAGCUGUUUCCAGUGGUGAAUUCAAGAGUCUGGUACCAAAUUCUACCAGAAAAGGCCAUCAAGAUAACAGUGGUUUCAAAUUAAAGAACAACAGGACAUUUGAUUGCUCAUCAUCAGGGGGGACAUUCUGCCUGAACCGUCUUGAGUUUAUGGAACACCGUUCACUAGCUCAGCAUUCUGUGAUUUCCUUGCCGGAGCUUCUUUAUCCUAUAGAAAGCCUUUUGCGCAUAUUUAUUGCAACCUUUACUAGCGAUAUUUCAUGGUUUUUAUCAUACUGCGAAGUCCCCAACCAUCUUCCAAUAACGAUUGCAUGCCAUAAUACUGAAAGAUGUUGGAAUUCUAAUCCUGAUAAAAGAAUCUCAGUUCCGUAUUCAGAUUUUCCAAACUUGGUAGUAGUUAAUCCACCAUUUCCUGAGGUUAUAGCCUUUGGUAGAAAUCAAGACAAGAGACAAGGCAUUGGAUGCCACCAUCCAAAGCUGCUUGUUUUGCAAAGAGAAGACAGCAUCCGUGUUGUUGUAACUUCAGCAAAUUUAGUGUCAAAACAGUGGAGUAGUGUAACCAAUACUGUUUGGUGGCAAGAUUUUCCGAGCAGAAAUGCACCUGAUUAUUCAUCUCUUUUUACACAUCCUUCUGAUGGUGAAACUCUUCAAGAUUUAAAUUCAGAUUUUGCUUCUCAGCUGGCUGGAUUUAUGGCAUCUCUUGUAGUUGAUGCACCUAGUCAGGCAUAUUGGAUCAUAGAAUUGACUAAGUAUGACUUUGGAGGGGCUGUUGGACAUUUGGUUGUUUCAAUCCCAGGAAUGCAUCUUCAAAAGACUCAUCCAUCAGAAUGCAUGCAUGUCUUAUCUCAGGCAAUAUGUGCUUCCCGGUCAUCAGGCAUGAAAUUCUUUGGUUCUAUUGAAACAUCUGUAGUGGGUUUAAACCACCGGUUUCAUACCGCAGCUGAUUCAGAAGGUGUGCAGCUUAAAAUGCUUGCUUCUUUUCUCUCAAAGUGCAGUGAAAAUGCAUACGGACUGUCUGAAGUUGUCUUAAGAAGAAACACUAAUAUACCUGCAGAUGUAAAUGCUAUUAGUGUUCUCAUUUCUGACUUGGAUGAAUUCUCUGAGGGAGAUUACAUUCAACUUGGUUUUCUGCCUAGAGAUGUGGCAAAGUGGGUAGCUCCUUUAUGUGAUGCUGGCCUUUUCAGUUUCUCUGCUUGUAUUUGUCGUAAAGAAGCACUAAAAGCUGCAUUAGAAGGAAGAAACGACAAAGUUCUGAUGAUAUUGUAUGUGUCACAGGGACCUAACUUUUCAGAAAUACAAAAGGUGAUGAAACCUGAGCAUGUUCCUGCAAUAUGUUCACUCGUUGCAUCAGUUCAGAGGUGCUUUGGCCUCUGGCGAUUACAAGAGGUACUGGGUCGAUACAAGUGGCCUGAAUCACUUGAAACUGAUUUUGUUUAUGGUUCAUCCUCAAUUGGUACAUCAGUCAAUGCAAACUUUUUAGCUGCAUUUUCGGCAGCUGCUGGAAAGAGGUCAUUCCAAUUCUCCGAGUCGGAGGAAUCUGAUCCAGAGUGGGGCUGUUGGAAUGCUAGUCAAGAAUUAAGAAGUCCAUCUAUGAGAAUAGUCUUCCCUACCAUUGAAAGAGUGAAAGGUUCAUCUUGUGGAAUCUGGCCUUCUAGACAUGUGCUGUGCUUUUCAGAGAGAACAUGGCAGAGGCUAAGAAAUGUUGGCAUAUUUCAUGAUGCAAUUCCUCACCCCAGUGAGAGAAUAGGUUACCCAAUGCACAUCAAGGUGGCACGAAGGCGCUUUCAACGCACAACAGAUGGGGCUUCUUUUGGAUGGGUCUAUUGUGGAUCACAUAAUUUCAGCCCAGCUGCCUGGGGGCGCCCGAUGUGCAAUACUUCUGGUUUAAAAGCAGAUGAAGCUGCAGGAGCCACCUGUGCCUUGGGUUCCAAACUUCAUAUUUGUAACUAUGAGCUUGGGAUCAUAUUUAUCAUACCCCCACUGGAUAAAAUAAAUGGUACUAACCACAAAACUUCAAGUGUGGAUGACAUUAUAUUGCCUUUUAUCAUGCCUCCCCCAAAGUACCAGCCAGAAGAUAGGCCAGCCACAGGUCAAGCCAUGAAGGAGGCCUUACUUGAACUCGCUAAGCUGGAGAAGGAAAAAUUGACUGCUAAAGUGAAUAUUGAAGAUUUGAUGGAUGAAGAGUUUCCAGAUGAAGAGGAAGAAGAAGGGAACACGGUAGAGGUGAUGCAUUAUGUUGUCGAGGAGAAAGAAGAGGAGAAUGCCUAUGCACGGACGUUGUGGAGCCAAGUGGAAUCAACCCAGAAUUAAAACUUAAAGAUAAAUCUUAAUUGCAAGUUUGUUCCAUAAACCAGGGGUCUGGAAAGCAAAUAAUCGUUUGUAUGCUUGUUUAAAAAAAAUCAUUUGUAUGCUAUUAUUGAUGUGGAGUUGUAGACAGAAAAGUACUGUAAAUAACAAGUAACUUCCUAUUGCAGCAAUUAGUGAAUUACUGUAAUAAAAAUUUCAUGCCAUUACUGGGAUUUGAA
Molecule: messenger RNA, 4239 nt
Organism: Nelumbo nucifera (sacred lotus)
Lineage: Eukaryota; Viridiplantae; Streptophyta; Magnoliopsida; Proteales; Nelumbonaceae
Product: forkhead-associated domain-containing protein / FHA domain-containing protein
Biological process (GO): DNA repair
Cellular component (GO): nucleus
Molecular function (GO): zinc ion binding; protein binding; hydrolase activity, acting on acid anhydrides, in phosphorus-containing anhydrides
Source: RefSeq, a predicted model, not a curated record